AUGUAUUGGACUGUUCAUAUUGAUGGAGGUCCUAAAAGGGUUAAUCACGCGGCUGUUGCUAUUGAUGGAUUGAUUUAUUCAUUUGGAGGAUAUAGUAGUGGAGAACAUUAUGAUAAAAAUGAGAGUAUAGAUAUUCAUGUUCUUUGUUCAGAAACAUUUCGAUGGGAAAAAAUUAAAAAUCGUGAAUACAAUACCAAUGAUGAUUUACUAGCAUUAAAUCAAAGAACAUCACGUUAUGAGUAUGAUAGUAAUAUAUUUAAUAAUUAUCCAGUGCCUUAUCAACGUUAUGGUCAUACUGUUGUUGUUUGGAAUGGUAAAAUUUAUUUAUGGGGUGGUAGAAAUGAUGAUCAUGGGGCAUCAGAUCUUUUACAUUCUUAUGAUCCAUCAAAUAAUACUUGGGAGAUUGUUAAUGUACAUGGUAGGAUACCCCCUGCAAGAGAUGGACAUACUGCUGUAGUAUGGAAAGAUAAAAUGUAUAUAUUUGGGGGAUUUGAGGAGGAUCAUCAAAUUUUUUCACAAGAUGUUUUUGUAUUUGAUUUUAUUACUAAUGAAUGGGGUGAAGUAAAACCUACUGGUAAAAAACCUGCAUGGAGAGAUUUUCAUACAGCAAGUGUAAUUAAUGGUAAAAUGUAUAUAUUUGGUGGUAGAUGUGAUGAAAUGGGAAUGUUUAUUUCAAAUAAAGAUAUUUAUACUAAUGAAGUUUAUGUAUUAGAUUUGGAGGAAUAUAAUUGGAAAACAAUUUCUAAAAAAGGUGAUGGACCAAGUGGAAGGAGAAGUCAUAGUUCAUGGGUAUUUGAUAAUCGUAUGUACAUUUUUGGUGGUUAUUAUGGUCCAACAAAUUCUCAUUUUGAUGAUUUAUAUGAAUUUAAUCCAACAACAGAAUCAUGGAGGAAAAUAAAUGCUGUUGGAAGUGGUCCAUCUGCAAGGAGAAGACAAUGUUCUGUUGUAUAUAAUAAUAAAGUUUAUAUAUUUGGUGGUACAAUGCCAAAUUUAUCCUGGAAAGCGGCACAUAUUAAUUCUACGUUGACGGAUUUGUCUGAUUUACAUGUUUUAGAUUUUCAACCAACAUUAAAAACAAUUUCUCUUCAGAAUUUAGUUAAAAAUAGCCUUAAUGAUUUUUAUAUGGAACACUUGCCACUACAACUACGAAAUGAGAUGACAUUAAUGUUAAUGCCAAACUUGAUUUCGGGUAAUAUAAGAAAACAAGCUAAAGGAUAG
Molecule: messenger RNA, 1218 nt
Organism: Strongyloides ratti
Lineage: Eukaryota; Metazoa; Nematoda; Chromadorea; Rhabditida; Strongyloididae
Product: Kelch repeat type 1 and Kelch-type beta propeller domain-containing protein
Exons: 2
Coding region: 1-1218 (405 amino acids)
Cellular component (GO): cytoplasm
Molecular function (GO): protein binding; chromatin binding
Source: RefSeq, a predicted model, not a curated record